CUCAGUUCCACAUAGACGAACCAACACGAGCUCAGAAAGACGGUGUCUCCUGCAGCACACACACACACACGCACACACACACAUACACACACACUGCUGGCUGUGGAUUCUCCAUCUUAUUCCAUACAUCUGUAGGCCAUUUUGCCGGAGAGCCAGCCAAACCCGCCUCAGGGAGCAGGAGAAUGGAGAACAACAUGUGACCGAUCCGUGAGCCACUGUCGACAGCAUGCUUCGCCUCCUCCGGACCUUGGCUUUCUGCUUCUGGUGUUUUUUGCUACUUCACAGGCAGGCUGUGGCUGACGAAGAAGCCCUCUGGGGACCGACGCCAACAAGAAAAAACCCACCUGAAAAUAAACAAAGCUUGGAUGGUAACGACAAGGCUGCUGUGUUGACCACAACCACCAAAGGCCUGACAGAAUCAAUCGAUCACUUGCAAGACCACUCGGGUUCAGGGGAAGGGAGCAUUUCUGAAGCCUCUGAGCCACCCACCACUUGGACUCAGGAUCUCCUAACUAGUGUGACAAAGAUAAGAACAGAACCACUUCCCACAGGGACAUCAGAUUCUCCACACAGCAGCAUAGCGCAGAGCCACAAUGAUACUCUUGUUUCAGACUCCUACUCACCCACAAGCAGUUCUAUCAGAAACACUCUGUUCACCAACAGUCCCACCAGCACAAGCACUCCUGAACAAAAUGCAACACAUACCCACCCACCACGGGGCACCGCACGAGCAGCCGGACCCAGCACGGGUGCCACUCCACAACACUUCACAGAGGAACACACUGAUAAAGACGAGGCUGAAGAUUUUACGGAAAAGAUCUCUUCAACGAUAGCACCAGAAACUACAGUUCCCACUGCUUUGACACGGGCAGCAGCCCAAACCACAACAACAAACCCAGGACUGGUGGAGACCACACUGACCAUCAGACACCCUCUGCGACCUGUUACACCCCCUACAUCCUCAGAAAUCACGUUUGUCAGAAAACCACAAGACCCGACUGUUGGUAUUACCCUACAUGCUGGAGAAGCCAUAACGACAGAAACCCACCACACUAAUAGUGAGUCUGACAUGGCCAGGUCGGGGCCUGCGGAGGAACAGCCGGGGGUAAUCACCACUGCCAUGGGGAUCGAUCACAAACUACUGCCAGAAUCCAUAACAAGCACAUCUCAGAGCCAAAGGGUUAACUUCCCAAUAGCAGGAGAACUGCCAGGCAAAGAGGAUAAAGAGGAUGAGGAGGCUGAGGAAGGUGUGGUUCCUUCAGCUGACGAGGAUGGUGACACCAGGUUGGCAGACAUUUCCACGCCAUCCGCUAAGCUGCUAACAACAUCCCUUCCGCAGAGCACAGGCAUUCCCCCAGAAACUCUGUACACUGAAGACUGGAUGUCCAGCCUGAUGGACAGUGACGUCACCUUUCUUCCAGACUGCAAUAAAGAGCGCUCUGGGAUCUGCAACCUCUCCGACACCUGGGACUCCACAACCUCCUCGGACGUCAAGCCCACACAAAACACAACUGCCACGAACCAAUCAAUCAACCCCUUCCUGAUCCCAGCUCCACCCAUGUUGGUGCCGCUGUACACUGACUGGAACAGUGCCAUGGCAGCUUGGGGCCUGGCCUGGGAUGCGCAUGUUUACGGCGCUGGUUGCACCUUUGCGAUGCUAACCCUAGCCUCAGCGCUCAAUCUGCUCUGCUUGCCACUACGAUGCCCAUCCGGAUGUGGCUACUUUGCCUUGGUCAGCCUGUUUCUACUAGCUGCAGGUUGUACCAGAUCUUUCUCGCUCCUGUACGAUGCCUAUGGCCACCAGGACCGCUUACCCUCCACAGAGGCCUCACUGAUGCUCUACGAAGCACCGUUUCCCUGCUUGACUGCAGCUUUCGGUCUGGUUUUCCUUCUUCUCUCAAUGCGCUCAAGAAUGCAGCUCUCCUACUCAGCCUUCCAGAGACCCUGUUUCCUGGCCUGCCUGGUUGUCCUGCACUUUGCUGCUGCAUUCGGACCGGUGACAUUACUUAAGUUCUACCAGCAAAAGCCUCCCCUUUGCCUCUUUCUUUCACUCAUCUCCCGUGGAGCCUUUGUAGUACUGGCCACAUUUCUGUCUGCCGCCUAUUUUGUGUUCUACAUCUAUGUGCGGGCAGAUUCGAAGCACAUCUACCACCUGAAUAACACGUCUCCAACACCUGCUGAGCGCUAUAACCGCUGCCCUUUUGCUGAGAGCCGGGACUGGAACCGUGCAGCAGUAACCGUUUGUCUUUCAGCAUUGUUUUUUUUAGCAUGUGCAGGACUGCAGUUAUAUGCAAUGCUCAAUGCCAUGGGUGUUGCAGGUGGGGAGGAGGUCUUCCAUCCUUGGCCCUGGUGGGCUUUUCAGUUUAGCUGCAGAGUGUGUGAGCUUGGGGUUUGUCUUACCUUAGCCUUGGUGGUUGCACAACCAGUCUACUGUUCUGACCACCUCCCAGCUGCAGGGAGCUGCUGGACUGAACUGUUGGCAUCCAAGUCACCCAUCCUGCCUGGGAGCUACCAGUGGACCCUGAGCCAGCAAGAGAAGCUCGCCAUUGUCGAUACCGUAGGGCAUGGAGAGACAGAGAGCCUUCCUCUUUACACUCUGAUGGAUGAGAGGCUUGGUAGCAGCCUGAAUGGCCUGGACCUCCUCUACCACAGCAACCGGGCCUUGGCGUACCGAGACCUGGACUUGGAGUUAGACUUUGGACAGGGUUCAGAAAAACCUGAGGAUGGAGGGGGCGGAGAGCCCUCAGGUGGAUCCUCGUUUACCAGUGACUCCACCACAGACCUGAGGCCACCUUCACCCAUCAACCUGCGUCGCAGCAUAGACGAGGCACUCUUCAGUGAGGCCCUCUUUCCCAUGAGCCUCUUUAGCCCUGCUAGGCCUAUUCGCUGCAGUGAUCUAUCCAUAAACAGCCACUGUGCACUUCCCAGCAACAACCUCUGUGAUCCUCUCUCAGCUGACCCCGGCCUUUUUCGUACCUCUUCCUGCUUGGAGAUGGCCUCUCAACCCCAGCCCCCUUGCACCCAAUCUCAAGAAGACACUGUUGUAGGUGCUCCACCAUCUCCCUCCCUGUCCUCUUCCUCCAGCUGUUUAUCUCCUGAACGUUGGAGGGGCAGCUCUUCCUCCUGUUACCUCUAUCGAGCCUCUCUCGGGGGCUCCUCGCUGGUCCUCUGCCCAAGCCCAGAGAGACAUGCUAGUCAGCUUCUCCAGCAAGGGGGUACAGGCCAUGGGGUGUCCUCUGGCCAUGCAGACCCACAGAGGCACUAUCAUACACUGGGCGCGGCCUCACAGGAGAGCCUGGACGUGGACAUGUCAUCUGAGGCAGACCGAUCCGUGCAGGAGGAGUUCAUCAAUGUCUGCAGACAAAUCGAUGCUUUGAGCAUCUGCAGUGAGACAAUUGAUUUGUAAGUACAGUCUGGUCAAACAAGGGUUACACUGAAGAUGGGUGUCUACUUGUUGUAGCAAGCUGGUCAAGGUUUUUUACAGCCUAUUUGGUAGUGCAUGGUAGCUUUUGCAUACACCAUAAAAGACCUAUAGCUGCCAAAAUAAAGUUUUUGGAGGUUUGAUUAGCUUUCUUAUGCGAUCAUUAGUGAAUGUCUGAGGGUCUAAGUGCCAAGAACGUCAAAAGCCAAAAGGUAAUUUGUAACUUUUACAUGUUUGAUAAAGGCUGGUUAAGUUUGAUAGUCAAAAGAAUAGUAACAUUUUACUGAGUGGUGAGAACAGGAAUUUAUUUGUACAAAUGUUUUUAUUGCAUUCCAACAUUCCAAUAGAUAGUACUGUGACUGAAUUAAGCACUUAUUAAAAACUACUGAAGUCAUACCCUUUCAAACUCAGCAGAAUAUCAUUGUCAUUAAAUCUCAUGUUGCAUAAAUGGGAUUAAAGUUAAAUUUGUCAAACUAUAAACUCUUCAUGUCAAUAUGCCACACAUCUUAAUUGCAGUUAUUGUGCAACACUGCCCUCUACUGGAAAAAUGCACUGUUUUCUUAUCCUCCUACAGUCAUCAUAAAUGGAUUGUGCUUCUACAUACACUGAUGGCAUCUUCUAUGACCAGCUUACUAAUUUAUUUAUGUUCAAACAUAACUGUGCUCAACACAUUGUCUAAUAAAGUUUGUUUUAUAACA
Molecule: messenger RNA, 4119 nt
Organism: Siniperca chuatsi (mandarin fish)
Lineage: Eukaryota; Metazoa; Chordata; Actinopteri; Centrarchiformes; Sinipercidae
Gene: prrt4b
Product: proline rich transmembrane protein 4b
Exons: 4
Coding region: 227-3406 (1059 amino acids)
Source: RefSeq, a predicted model, not a curated record